CUUUUCGGCUUCCGUUGACGUCGCCUAAAAACGUUUGACGUCAGUAUAACAACAACCUGUCAUGACAGCUCGAAGAAAGAAAUCUCCAGAACAAUAUUUUAUAUGAGCACUUAUAAAGCCACAUCCACCUGAAUGUGAGAUUCACCCUAAAAGUCUGUGUGCGAUCCAGGGCGGGCAGGACAUUCCGACACCUGCCACCUAGCCAGCCGGAGAGACGGGGAACAGGAUUGGGAAGCAGGGCGAGGCGGGCCCCGCGGAGCCGGUGGAGAAGAUGGCCGGCAGCCCCGAGAAGAGCUCCACCGCGCAGGAGCUGAAGGAGCAGGGGAACCGGCUGUUCCUCUGCCGCAAGUACCAGGAGGCUGCGUCCUGCUACAGCAGAGCCAUCAACCGUAAUCCGUCGGUGGCGGUGUACUACACCAACCGGGCGCUCUGCCACGUGAAGCUGCAGCAGUACGACAAAGCUCUGGCAGACUGCAAGCAUGCGCUGGAGCUGGACAGUCAGUCGGUCAAGGCUCACUUCUUCCUGGGCCAGUGUCACCUGGAGCUGGAGAACUACGACGAGGCCAUCGGCAACCUGCAGAAAGCUUAUAACCUGGCAAAAGAGCAGAGGCUGAAUUUCGGAGAUGACAUCCCGAGCGCGCUGCGCAUCGCCAAGAAGAAACGCUGGAACAGCAUCGAGGAGAAGCGCAUCAACCAGGAGAACGAGCUUCACGCCUACCUGACCAAACUCAUUCUGGCCGAGAAGGAGCGAGAACUUGAAGAAUACAAAGAGAAACAGGAUGACAAUCAAAAUGGAGGCGAUGCUGGAAAAAUUUCAUCUAAACAUGAGAAAUAUUUAAUGGAGAUGGAAGAGCUUUUCUCUCAGGUGGAUGAGAAAAGAAAAAAGCGAGAGAUUCCAGAUUACCUUUGUGGAAAGAUCAGCUUUGAGCUGAUGCGGGAGCCGUGCAUCACGCCCAGCGGCAUCACCUACGACCGCAAAGACAUCGAGGAGCAUCUGCAGCGGGUGGGCCAUUUCGACCCCGUCACCCGGAGCCCCCUGACCCAGGACCAGCUGAUCCCCAACCUGGCCAUGAAGGAAGUGAUCGACGCCUUCAUCCAGGAGAACGGUUGGGUGGAGGACUACUGAAGAGCCCGGCCCGUUUCCCCGUUCAGUUCGACGCUCAGAGCCUGGACGACACCAGACUGUAGAGAAGCAGAACAGCCUCACUGCAGACCACAAACCGGAGAAUCAUUUCUUCUUCUGCAGUAAAUCUUCUCUCUCCGGCUCUGACGCUCAGUGUUAGCUGCCCGCUGCUCCCUUUAAGUUCACUCUUUUCCUCUUCAUCCUCCUCUUCAUCACGUUGUUUUUGGGUCUCAGAUCGGGCGACCAGAUCGCGCUCAGGUUUCUGUUGCGCUCCGCCUGCUUUCUCUCGUUCUCUGAAAGCGCCACAGUCCAGUGUUUCCACCGAUUAUUAACACAGAGGAAGCAAUCAGACUUUUUUCCAUAAAGACGGAGUUUUAUUUUAGCCAAGUAUAUUUUAUGUAAUUCUUCAUGAAAAAUGGACCAUCAGUCACUAAAAUGCCAAAAAGCUGUUGACUCAAAGGAAAAGGGAGCAAGUACCCCUUUCUUCCUGCAGGUGGCGCCUCUUACACACCUGUCCCCGUCACUUUACUGUAAAAAACGUUGAGUAGAUUUAAGUAGAUCUCUUCUCCUUUGCAUAUCAAUCACACCCCGAUGCAGACAAUUAAGAUAAGUUGAAUGUAUGGUUUCUAUAUUUCUUUUUUUAUCAGAACAGUUUAAGGUUUCGGGAAAAACCUCAAACUGGGAGCAGAAGAUGAAUUGUUGCAUUAAAACAAAACAUUUCCACGUUGCUGGAUAUGAGAUGAAACGCCUAAAUGUUUAAACCUGAGAGACAUUCAGCUGUUGCUGCUCUGUCUGUUCCCAGAAGAUGUUUCUGGACGCUAACAUGAGGAGGAUCGCAUCAAGCAUGAAGUGCAUUUCCUUGAACUAGGACAAAUCUUUUCCCUGUCAGAAAGGACUUGAGGUUCAGAUGCACCACUGACCCAACGUCUGCCACUUAAAAUAAUAAAUAAAAACAUGCUGGAAGGGUUAGAACAUCUUUAUCCAUACCUCAGUCCAAGUGUUUGCUGGAUUUACAGCAUUUCUUGUAAUAAAACUGCAAAUACAGAAAAUAGUUUUGUUUAGUUUCUAUUGCAAAUGUCUUUGUA
Xiphophorus couchianus (Monterrey platyfish) is the source of this 2208-nucleotide messenger RNA. It is a transcript of the gene stub1, whose product is annotated as STIP1 homology and U-Box containing protein 1. The record is from RefSeq and is a predicted model, not a curated record. The coding region runs from base 272 to 1126 and encodes 284 amino acids. Gene Ontology annotation, cellular component: cytoplasm; Z disc. Gene Ontology annotation, biological process: positive regulation of proteolysis; protein quality control for misfolded or incompletely synthesized proteins; cellular response to misfolded protein. The transcript is spliced from 8 exons. NCBI's taxonomy places the organism in Eukaryota, Metazoa, Chordata, Actinopteri, Cyprinodontiformes, Poeciliidae. Gene Ontology annotation, molecular function: protein-folding chaperone binding; ubiquitin protein ligase activity.